AUGUCCGCGGACAAGCAUCAGAUGGAGCUCGCGGUGGCGUUGUCUAGGUCGGUGGUGGCGGAAGACGUGGAAUGUGCGGUGAGUCGAGGCAUGUUAGAGCGGGAAAUCGCAGACGUCGACGCCUCCAUUGCCAAGUUGCAGAAAAAGCGACUGGCGUUGAUGCGAAAGUUGCACAGAAACUCAAAGCAAACACGACGAGUGGCGCCAUCCAGCAUUUUGCCGCCGCAAGUCGUCGCGCAGUGGGAUGUCCCCGCCGUCCUUGCCGACCUCUUCCCUCCGUCCAGACGAGUCCUCGGCAGCAGAACCAUCUCCCAUCAAACACAUGGAGAUGAUGGUGGCAAACACAUCAUGCGACACUGUUGUCGUCCGCUGUGGCAAUAUGCCGCCCAAGAACCACAAGGUGGCCCAGGUUUGGUCGUGCCGAGUCUGGCGCCGUUCUUUGCGCAGUUGAACAAUGCUGCAGAAAGCGCUCCGUUCGAAGUGCAGACGACGUUUCCAGCUUGGAAAGAGAACUUGACGUUCCUGGCCUCGUGUUCAGUGGCUAGUGUCGAGGCAGCCCACGCCCGACUGCGUGCGGAAAUGACCAAGCUCAAGGAGGCAGCGGCAACUGAUGACCCAAAUGCCGCCAACAUGGCUGUGGUGUACAAAGCGUUGGAGUACUUUGACCAGCACAUGCAAAGCACCAUCCUACACAAGACCCGCCAGAACGAUGUAGGCGGGGGCGGCGCCACCACCGCCACCGUGAUGACAACAGGUGACGACGCCGUUCCAGUCCCCCGUGGUGGUGACAACGACUGCGAUCAUGGAGGUGAUGGUUGUGAUGGGUUUUGA
Aphanomyces astaci is the source of this 831-nucleotide messenger RNA. RefSeq lists its product as hypothetical. Bases 1 to 831 code for a protein of 276 amino acids. NCBI's taxonomy places the organism in Eukaryota, Oomycota, Saprolegniomycetes, Saprolegniales, Verrucalvaceae. The transcript is spliced from 2 exons. The record is from RefSeq and is a predicted model, not a curated record.